Molecule: messenger RNA, 8329 nt
Organism: Drosophila navojoa
Lineage: Eukaryota; Metazoa; Arthropoda; Insecta; Diptera; Drosophilidae
Gene: tefu
Product: Serine/threonine-protein kinase tefu
Biological process (GO): DNA repair
Molecular function (GO): protein binding; protein serine/threonine kinase activity
Source: RefSeq, a predicted model, not a curated record
AUGAAUCCACUUUUAAAUGAAGUACAACGCAUUAUUACCGAAAUGCGCUGCGACAAGCCAACCACGCGCAAUAAAGCUGUUGAACAAUUGGACCAAAAGCUGACCAGCUCCAAGGAGGCCCUAAACGGCGUUCUUUGUAAAAAACAAGAUUUAUGCUGGAAAGCCGUCUUUAAUGCUACCAAGGAGGCGAUUUUUAAGCAUUCAGCCAACUUGCAAGAGGCCAACGAGAAGCCAUUCAAAACGCUAUCAGAUAAAUGUUAUUUAUACGGAAACACCAUAGACAAGAUCAUCGAAUACAAUUUGGAGAUGGGCAGAUCUGGCAGUCACUUUCUGUCCAAAUCCACUAUAUUCAAUGCUUUCGAGGAGGGCAUUAAGCAGCGCAUUGUUGUACGGCAUUUCGGCAAUCAUUUCAUUAAUUUACUGGACAGAGGCAUCUUUCUGUCGAGCACCUAUAUAGAAAACUUGAAAGUUAGCGAAUAUAGCUGUGUACUGUCAUACCUGUUUGAGUUGAACUUAAACAAUGACGAACUACUACGUUCCAAGAUAUUGAAGUGUAUUACAAAAACGUUGCAGCUAGCACAGAAACGUGUGCAGCUGCACGCCGAUCUCGUUGACUACUUGCCCAUGAUCAGCAAUUUCGCGAAGACAGCAAAUACCGCUGAAAGGAAACAAGAAAUUGUGCGACUCUAUGAGAUAAUCGUUACCGAGUUGUCGGUCAACUAUCACCAUAAGCUCUGCGUCCAUAUGCAGGAGAUCGUGCCUAAGCUUUGUGACUUUCACAAUGAUGACAUCUUUCGCGACGAUAUCAAAAAUGUGUUCUUUAAUUGUAUUACAUUAUCACUGCGAGCGCUAUAUCCAAAAAUGAAUAGCCAUGAUUUUGACACUUUUCGUGUGCCAAUUGACCAGACUUGGCAACAGACUGUGCUGAAAUUGCGCACAAUUGUUGAUAUGGAAAUCAGAAAACAUUCCAUUGGCCGCGGCCAAUCGUCUGUGCUGAAUCUGUUCUCGGACAAGUUCAUUCAAAUGGCAGCAAUUGUUGUCUAUAUUGUUAACUGGCAUAAGGAACUGAAAAGUGCUGCCAGUGAGCCAGAGGAGACGCCCAGCAAACGUGUGCGAGUCGAUAGGUUGGAGGAAGUCAUCCAACUGAUUGACAAACAGGAAACGAAAUUUAACGUCAUAUGGUUUGCCAUCUUUGCUGAACUGAUGCAGUUUAGUGGAAUCAUAAAUGCGGCCAAUUAUCAGCUUGCGCUGUCGACCACGGUCGAUAUCCUGCUCAUCUAUGGCAAUGGCAAGAAUUUGCGUAAUGUGCGCCUCUGCCUAACGAGCCUACUGCAGAAGGAACUAGAGCUGCUGAAAGAGGAAUCGAUUCCAGCAAACUUUCUGAGCGAACAGUGGACCAAAAUUGCCACAUUCCUGAUAGCAGAGACACGGCCCGCAGCCGAUGAAAUCAUUGAGAAACAACUGAUCUUGCGAUCAUUCAUCAGAUACAAAAAACUGAAUCAAGCGUCGUGCAGUGCUCUGCUGCAGAGCAUUACAACAAAUGAGAUGCUGCGGCGCAAUGAGUGCAUGGAAACCAUACGCCACAUAUUCAUAAACGCCGAUCAAUGUGGCCUGAAAAAGUCCUCCAACAGCCUGGAGCCGAUUAUCAAGUGGGCCUACGCCACCGAGAAGAGCAGCGCCACACAAAUGAUUCACAACAUAGCGGCAAUUGAUCCCAAAUUGCUGGCAGACACAUUUGCCAUUGGUAUCAUUAACUUUCUCGAUGGGCAGCAAUUGCAACAGUUGGCGGACAUUCAAGCUGCCAUCACAACUACCGCAGACAAUGAUAAUUUGCAGCUGUUGUUGUACAAGUACAAUAAGAAAUUGAUCUGCCUGGACGAGCAAUUCCAAUCGGUGCUGCUGCAAUCGAACGGAUUACACAAGCCCACCAGCUCGAACGCCAAGAACUGUUUGUCGCAGCAAAACUAUGAGCUGCUCAUGCGCAUGCUUAACAUAUCGACAUCCAGCGAGCACUCAAUCACAUCAUUAUUGAGGGACCUGAAGUGUCUGCACAAGCUGGUCUGCACCAUCGAGCGUUUGCUGCACUAUAAAGUCUUCGAUGCUGACAAUUUUACCAACUGUCCGCUUAUAAAGCGCAUCGGCUUGUUUCUCAGUCACAUUGAGUUCCAGUACAAGUCACUCCAGUCGGAAUUGAGUAGCGUAGACUCUUGCGAUUUGCGCGAUAUUCUACAGCAACAGAUGCUCAUUCUGGAUGUAUUCCAUGCAAAUGACACAUUGCUGCUCUAUAUGGAAAGGCAGCCCAUUGAAAUGCUGCUCGAAUUUAUAGGCGUGCUGCUGAAUCAAAUAUGUGCAACCAGGAGCGCAGUGGAGAGCUCAGAGCAGUCCACACUGGUUGCCAGCUGCCUGCAUAUACUGGGCAACCUGUGUGCAAACAGUUCCUAUAAUAGAGAAGCAUUUCGUCAUAUAGCUACGAAUCUGAAGCUACGCUCCAAGCCGCAGGAUGUGCUGCUGGUUGUUAAGAUGCUGUGCAAAUGCAAAACCUUAUGGGAGGAGUGCAUCGUUUGGCUAAUCGAGAGACUGAAGGAGCUCUUUCUACAUCACUUUUCCAACAUUGAAUUCAUAAGCGAGAUAAUCGACGAAAUACCCACUGUUGUUUUCUUUUCGUGCUUCAAUGAGCAUGAGCUGGACGAUAUGCUGUCGGCGAUAAUAUCACUGAUGCGAAUAGCACUGAAGAAAGCAUAUCCUGCACCGUUGUCAGUGAAGAUUGUACGCUCUAUCGGGCUGAUAGCGCAGCGCUGUCCGCACAUCCUCCAAAUGCCCAACUUUGAUGUUAUUUGCUAUUCGACGACCAAGUUCUUAACAAUGCCAACGAUCGAGGUGCGUUUGGCCGCAAUUACAACGCUCACCCAGCUGCUGAAUGCGAGCUUUUGCGUAUCGAUAGAGGAGGGCGGCGCAAUGCAUAAAUAUGCCGACCAUUUGGCAUUUACCAAGGAGCUAUACGAACAAAUUGACUGGAAGAAGCUGACGUUCAUCGGCGAGGAUCUCGUGCAGAACAAUCAUGCGGUGGCCAUUCAGGCGCUGAUUUCCUUCUUUGCCUUUAGCACAUACCACCAGGACUCGGCCCUGCAGGAUCUAUUGCCCUAUUGUGCCCAUCAUAAAUUGACUGCAUUUGAUUUCUGUGAUUUGCGGUGCCAAGUGCCUUGCUAUAAUCGGAGCAUGCGUCAGGUAUUCUUACCCUACACGGACAGCCUAGUCCACAAAUGGAUGUCGAAUAACUGGUCCCCAUCCAAAUUUCCAUAUUUCCUUUGCUACGAUACCAAAGAAGAUUUUGUUAAGGGAGAAAUCAAUGGCAUUAUGGCUUAUAUGUUCAUCUAUGGAACACCCGAGGACAUACAACGCCUUCAAAAAUACUUGAAUGCAAAUGCCACCAUGAUCAUACUGCAAGCCUUUUUGGCGGUCGCUUCAAGCGAUUCAGAUGAAUCCCACUGCGAUGAGUUUCGUCAACGUCAUGAGAAUCUAACCCGGAAUCUGCAGUUCUUUGAAAUGCGGCCGAUGACUGAGGAGCUCAGUGCAAUUGCACUGUACAGAACGAUCAAGCUCUUGUCGGACAAAGAUGAGCUGGACAGACUAUUUGGUGGUACAGCCUUGAGCAUUGACCAGCCGAAGUGGUUCAAUAUAUCUGCCAAAUCACUCUUCAAAUCAAUGGCGCAACUUGUGAAGAGUAAGAAGUGGUCCACAGAUCUGCGCAUACAGACCAUAUCGGCGCUGAUGUUCGAGCAGCCGAUGAUGCUGAUCGAUUUGCUGGGCAUGCUGAAAAGCGAUUGCUAUCAGGCUGUGCUGCCCAGUCACGUGGUAAAUUCCUUCUUCCUGUACUGCACCAUUGCUGAUGCCGUUUUGGAUGCAAUUCAAAAUUUGGAAUCCAUGCGCAGUCCGGAUGCCAAAUUGAGAGAUGUACAUGCUGCCCAUUUUGCACGGGACAUUUGGUUCUUUGUCUGUCGCUUUCUCUUGCACAGCAAAUGUGACCAAUUGCAUCGCUCUGCGCUCAAGUUUUUGGAAUUGAUGCUGCCAAAGGACAGUUUUCAGAAUCAGGACCUGGCAAAACUAUUGAUUGACUGCCUCAAGCAUGUCGAGUCAGAGGAAUUGCAGACUAUGGCAACUAAAAUAAUCAUUUCCUACAUCGAAAAGUACAAGGCGGAACUGCAAUUACAGGGACUGUUCGAUCAGGCCGAUGAUGGGUGCGACCAUUUGGAAGAGUUGCGUCAUAGGUUUGAGCCGGCCCUGCCCGAGAUCAGCAAACAAAACUUCGAGGACUAUAUACGCGCCUUUCUCGAGCCGAACAGUUCGGAGCGCUUGCACGGUCUGCGCGAAUACAUUGCCGAACACAAGGAGGAGCUACAGAACAAUGACGAGCUGCUAUUCGAGUUGGUCAGCCGGCUCAUACAAAUGGUGCGCGAGUCGCCCAAGUACAAUCAAAACAUGGAUGCGCUCAAAUGUCUCGCCGAGAUCGGGCCCAUUAAAAUGAAGCACAUUUCAUACUACUUUCUAACUGACUACGAGUCCAUACAGCCGCUGACAGCUGCAAUGGAGCAGUUCGUAGCCGUCAUUAUGGAGGCACUGGAGCGGCAUAUAUUCGAUUUCGAUGUCAACACACACAAGGCCGUCAUCCAAGUGGCCAGGGAAGUGGUAAACAGCAGGAGUGCUGAGCAUUUAAUUGAUAGUUAUCCGUAUUUGCGUAUCUUCUACGUUGGCUUGAAUACGUCGAGUUUCCUGAAUUCGUUCGUCAACAUUCCGCAAAUCAAUUGGCUUGCCAUGCUCAAGGACACGGAGCACUUGGACUAUGAGCCCUGGCUAUGCCAAUUUAUGGGCUCUGUGUUCAAGGCCUGCCGCUGGCCAGGAUUCGAUGAAUUUGCAUGCCAGUCCGUUGACUUUGCCAGCACCUGUCUGCAGACGUUCGUCAAACUCGUAAUGGCCAAUAAAGAUGUGCAUUUGGCUAGCUUAUGCGAGAUGCUCAAUUACUUCUUUGAAAAUUCAGCAAAUAGCACCACGGGAUUCUAUCAGGACAAGCGCAUAAUCAAGCGAUUCCUGUACAUGUGCGAAUGCGUGCGCGUCGUUAACAAUUGGACCAUUCCCAUCGAUUUGGGCAAUGUGGUCAAGGCCAGCAAUCAUUGCCAGGCAUAUUUCAUGAGCAUUAUGUAUCUGGAGCUUUGGGUCUCUUCCUUAAAGCCAGCCGAGUCGCCUCUCCACUCUGACAGCUUUCAAACGUACGCCAAGACGGCAUACAAGUCGAUUGGUUGUCUAGAUGCCAUACCGGGAUUUCUGAAUCCUCUAAGCUCACGCGUCGACUUCCUGAGCUUAAACAAUAACCUGUCGGAGGCUUUGCUGGAAGCAGACAAUCAGAACGAGUCGAGCACUAGCAAGUGCUUGGACAUAAUGAACGACAACGGCAUGCUAACGUUUGCCAAUCUCUAUCAGCGCUCUUGCGAGGACAUUCCAAUUAACUACGAGAUACUGUGGCGUCUCUGCCAAUGGGAUGACCAGACCGAGAGGACUCACCACGUCGAUUGGUCCAACAAUCUCGAGCUGGAGUACAACAAACAUCACUAUCUCGCACUGAUGAGCAUUAAUAAGCGCGAGCAGGAGAACACUCUGUCGGCUAUCAACAAUGCCUAUCAGUGCGUCCAAAGGAUAUUGCAGGACAUUAGCAUCGAGUGCCUGCAAUCGGUGUACAAGUACAUGACCUGGCUGUGCACACUCCAACAGACCGAGGACUUUUAUCAGAUCCAGUUCAGCCAGCAAUUGGCCCCUACGCAGGUCGAUGAAAUAUUCAACAAAUGGCAAACGGAGCUAAAUCUUACUUAUGGCAGCUUCAGCUGCAAGGAGCAAAUACUCGCCCAUCAGAUAACGCUAUUCAAGCAAUCUGGUACUAGGGCCGAUCGUCGCAUAAAACAGUAUUACGAUCAGAGUCCCGUCGACUCCUACAUGCUGAAGUGCAUCCAGGAAUGCAAGUCCGCUGGCAAAUUGAAUUUGGCAACGAAAUACAUAUCCACGCUGCGCACCACGCCCGAUAUCAAGUCGCCCACCAAGAUCUCCGUGCUGCUGGAGGAUGCCCAAGUGAAUAUCAAGCGUGGCAAUCAUCAUGUAGCCAAAUCCCUAUUGCAGUACGUGAAUAAGAAUCAAGAUUUUCAGUUUUGCCCGCAGCGUGUGACGGCCCUGCGGAUGCAUGGUGAAUUCCUGCUCGACAGCAAUGCCGAGAGCUUGAGCUACGCCAUGGAGCACAAGUUCAAUCAGUCGAUUAAACUGCUCGAACACUUCAAAUCAUGUCAGUCGACUCUUAAACAGAAAUUCACCGGCGUCUUCGAUUGGGAUACAUUCGAUAAGUUCGAGAAUCAGAAUCUCAAGGCCAACCACGAGGCGAUGGCCAAGUAUGCCGAUCGUGAGUAUCAGCGGCUGCACGACUAUCGGCAUUCGCAGGAAUAUCAGACGCUGGUCAACAUCAUCAAGCAGAAUCGCCAACUGGCCGGAACAGUGACAAGCCGCGAGCAACCCGAUCGUGAUCGUCAAAUUGGCGCGAUCAACUUGAAUCGAUUCGCCAAGCUGGACGAACAGGAGCUGAAGCGCAUCGACGAUAAUCUGACCGAACACUUGUGCACGGCUCUCUCGCAUUAUAUCAAGUAUUGUGAGCUGGACAGUGGGUUCUCUAGUGCGGCAAUUUAUCGCAUCAUAGCACUCUGGUUCACCAAUGACCAGAACCAAAAGAUGCUGGACAAGAUCAAAGAAGCGAUCACAACAGUGCCCAGCUACAAGUUCAUCUGUGCCGUCAGCCAACUGGCCGGACGCCUCAAUUCCAAGAAUGCAAGCUUCCACAAGAUACUCGUCGAUUUGCUGGUGCGCUGCGGCACCGAUCAUCCGCAGCAGACAUUCUACAAGCUCUAUCCGUUCGUCUAUGCCCACAUGGAUGGCACUAACAGCAAUACACAGCGUGCGGACAUUGCCAAGAAGAUAAUUGGGCUAUGCGGCAAGGCCAAUGUCACGGCACUUAAAGCUAGUCAGCAAUUCGAAAAAAUGUUUCCAGCUCUGAUCAACUUUGCCAAUACGUACCUAACGCCUGGACCGAACAAACGCCCGGAUCGCAAAAUGGUGUCCAAUAUGCUGAGUAAACUCAACCAACUUGAAAUGGAUCGCAUACACUGCCCCACAAUGGAGCUGGCCGUGCAAGCCGAUCGGCGAUAUGAGAUAAUUAGCGUAAGGAGAUGGUCGGAGGAGUUCACCCUCUGCGGCGGCCUGAAUGCGCCCAUUAAGUUGCAGGCCCUCUGCUCGGAUGGUAAGACGCGUGCUCAGCUCAUCAAGGGCAAGGACGAUCUGCGUCAGGAUGCGGUCAUGCAGCAGGUCUUUGGCGUUGUCAAUGAAUUGUUGAACAGCGACUCGGAGUUCGCUGAGCGUCAGCUGCAUUUGCGCACCUACAAAGUGACGCCGCUCUCUACCCGCAGCGGGAUCAUUGAGUGGUGCCAGAAUACGAUUCCAGUGGGCACCUAUCUGGUUGGCGACGGCACUGGCGGUGCGCACAAGAAGUAUCGACCCAAGGACUGGAACAAUCGCAAAUGUCGCGAGCUGACUGCGGCGGGCUCGAAGAAACCGCCAGCGGAACGUCUUAAGAUCUACAAAACUAUUUGUGAGCAUGUGAAGCCAGUUUUUCAUUAUUUCCUACUAGAGAAGUUUCUCAUACCGGGCGAAUGGUUCGAGCGACGUUUGGCCUAUACGAACAGCGUGGCCAUCACCUCGAUGGUGGGCUAUGUCCUGGGCCUCGGCGACCGCCACACACAAAACAUUUUGAUUGAUGAGCAAACGGCGGAAGUGGUGCACAUUGAUUUCGGCAUUGCAUUUGAGCAGGGCAAGAUUCAGUUAACGCCAGAAACGGUGCCAUUCCGUUUGACACGCGAUUUCGUCGCUCCGAUGGGCAUUUGUGGAACAAAUGGCAUUUUUACCAAAUCCUGUGAGGCUACCAUGCAUAUUUUGAGACGUUACAAAUCUGUACUUACCACCAUACUGGAGGUGCUGCUCUAUGAUCCGCUGUUCAUCUGGGGCGUCCUAUCCAAUGGGCAACAAGAGUCGAAUGAGGAAUCCAAGAACCUACUGGCGCAGCGUGCCUUACUACUUGUUAAACAUAAACUGGAAGGUCGCGAGCCGGGCAUGUUGGAAAACUCGAAUGUGGAGGCGCAGGUGCAGCGUUUGAUCAACGAGGCAACCUUGCCCAGUAAUUUGGCUAUGCUAUUUCAUGGCUGGGACCCAUAUCUGUGAUAGAUUUGCGCUGUUACAUUUACAUCACAUAACA